This is a messenger RNA of Yarrowia lipolytica CLIB122, 990 nucleotides long. RefSeq lists its product as uncharacterized. Gene Ontology annotation, biological process: regulation of transcription by RNA polymerase II. The record is from RefSeq and is a predicted model, not a curated record. Gene Ontology annotation, molecular function: DNA-binding transcription activator activity, RNA polymerase II-specific; RNA polymerase II transcription regulatory region sequence-specific DNA binding. Gene Ontology annotation, cellular component: Cbf1-Met4-Met28 complex; nucleus. NCBI's taxonomy places the organism in Eukaryota, Fungi, Ascomycota, Dipodascomycetes, Dipodascales.
AUGACUGACCGACUUUUCUUGGCCAACCUCAAUGCGAUUGAGGAUCCUCAACAUACCGAGCCUUCGCCCGACAACGAUGAUCUAUCCAUCUUCACGAACACGCAGUUCUUCGACUUUGACAUGGGCUGCUCCACCGACAUUGCUGCUUCUGUGGACGACAUGAUUGUCGAGCAGGAGAAGUACCUACAGAAGAUCCAGCAGCAGCAGGCACACCAGCAGCAGCAGCAACAGCAGCAUCAGCAGCAGAACCAGGCCUUCCAGCCUCAGCCUGCAUCGUCGUCUCGAUCUCAGUAUGAUUCUCUCAAGAACCCCGGAGGAGAGGCCAACAACCUGCACAUGGACUUCGACUUCAACGAGUUCUCCAUUCUCGAGCAGCAGCAGCAGCAGACCCGACCUCAGCCCCAGCCCCAGCCCCAACCCCAGUCUCAGCAGCAGCAGCAGCAGCAGCAGCGACCUAUUCUGCAGCCCGUUUCUCAGAAGCCUGCUGGUUACCAAGCUGUCACCUCUCCCCAGUCUACCAUGACCUCUACUGGUGUCGGAACCGCCUCCAUGCCUCCUCCCACCGCUGGACCUACCCAGGAGGAAAUCCAGGCCGCUAUUCUAGCCAACUCACAGCAAGUCAAGAAGCGAAAGCAGUCUUCUGUCGAUGUGUCUCUGGCCUCGACGCCCGCCAAGUCGCCCGAGUACGAGGGUGGUGACUGCAGCAUCAAGGCCGCUGAGGACGACAAGCGACGACGAAACACAGCUGCGUCGGCACGGUUCCGAAUCAAGAAGAAGAUGCGGGAGCAGGAGAUGGAGAAGCAGGCCAAGGACCUGCAAGACAAGGUUUCGUCGCUGGAAGCCAAGAUUCUGUCUCUGGAGAUGGAGAACAAGUGGCUCAAGAACCUCGUGGUGGAGAAGAAUGAUGCCCGAGGAGCCGACGAGCUUCAGAACCUCAAGGACUCUGUCCUCAGAGAGACUACUCCCAUCGCCAAGAUUGAGCAGAUCUAA